AUGAGGCGUUGGCUCGUUUCUGUGCUCCUCAUAUGCUCUAGCGAACAGAAGGUCUUGGGCGACGACCGAACCGGCGAUGCCUUCGAGAACCCCGACCUGAUUACCGAGACGAAGCUCAUCCACGGAGGAUGGACACCAUAUCAGAAUGGUAAGGACCGUAUCCCAGCGCCCGGUGCAGAAGCACAUCAUGGGCUGACUCCAACUGUUAAAGGCUGGGAGCUUGUGGAAGCAGCGUUGGCCGAGUUCAAAAAGAUCAAGACGCCGUCACAUCGGAAGAAUAAGAAGCAGACUGGCAUAUUUCCCACAGUAUUUCGAUAUGCUUUGAGGGCGCUUCCUAGCAUACGCGCCAGCGCUCCACCAGAAGAACAUGCGGCCCCCAUCAUCACAGGACCUCUGCUCGAGGGCGUCAAACUACUACAGCAGUCCGCCGACCUGGACAAUACCGAUGCCAUCUAUCUGCUCGGCCAGCUCAACUUCUUCGGAAACUACAGCCACCCGAGGAACUUCAAGACGGCCUUCGAUCAUUAUUACAGGCUCGCCUCGACUACCGGCAACAGCUCCGCGCAGUUCAUGGUCGGGAUGAUGUAUGCGACAGGUGUGGGCGAAGCAGUGGAGAGAGACCAAGCCAAGGCAUUGCUAUAUCACACUUUUGCCGCAAAUCAAGGUCACACCAAAUCCGAAAUGACUGUCGCUGCUCGAUACGCCAGCGGCAUUGGUGUGUCCAAGAGCUGUGAUACCGCUUGCAGAUACUACAAGAGGGUCGCGGAUAAGGCCAUUGCGUGGAUUCGUUCCGGCCCACCUGGUGGUAUGCACAUAGUGCACGAAUCAUACCGACUGGCCGACGAGGUCGGCGGUGUCUAUGGUGAGGGUGCAAGUGUGGUCAGCUCUGGGAUCCAUGCCUUCCGACACAGCCCCAACUCCGACGCCUAUGCUGCUAUCGACGACGUCAUUGAGUACUUAGACCUCAUGGCCAACAAGGGGGACUACAAGGCCGCGUUCAACCUGGGCAGGCUCUAUUACGAAGGGCAACGAGAACUCGAUCGAGACGUCGAGCUUGCCAGGCACUACUUCCUCAGUGUCGCCACAAAAUACUGGCGAGUCAAGGACGGCCGCACCAACGACAAUGUGAAGCCUGGUUUGGAGAAAUACGCCGCCAAAUCUGCCGGCUAUAUCGGCCGUAUGUGGUUGAGGGGCGAGGGCAUGAAGCAGAAUUUUGGCAAUGCCAAAAAGUGGUUCGAGCGUGGUGUUCAACAUGGCGACGCUCAAUCGCAGUGGGGCUUGGGCGUCAUGGCUCUGAAGGGCUACGGCAUGACCAAGAACGUCCAGAGAGCGACUGAGUUCUUCAAGGCCGCUGCAGACCAGGAGCACGGUCCGGCUCAGGUCGCGCUCGGUGCUCUACACUUGGACCAAGGCACCAACGACGAUCUGAAGAUUGCCAACCACUACUUUGAAAGUGCUGCUCGCUACGGCAAUGUCGAGGCGAUGUACUACCUUGCCGAAAUGAUGCACCACGGCGUCGGGCGGGACAAGAUGUGCAACAGCGCACUGAACUACUACAAGGCUGUCUCUGAAAAGGCCGAGCCCUUCGUGUCUUCUUGGGCAGAGGCAAACCAUGCUUACGACGAGGGAGAUAUAGAGCUGGCAGUCCUCGACUAUGUCCUGGCAGCCGAGCAAGGCUACGAGAAAGCCCAGAACAAUGUUGCUUACAUCUUGGACUCGUCACAGUCAAGGCUACCGUUGCCAUCAUGGCUGAAGCGACAGGCUCCGAAAUCAAAGCUGUUGCAAGACUCGGCACUUGCCCUCGUGUACUGGACGCGAUCUGCCAUUCAGGCCAACAUUGACUCCCUUGUCAAGAUGGGCGACUACUAUCUCGGUGGUAUUGGAACUGAAGCCGCCAUAGACAAGGCCGCGCAGUGCUAUACUGGAGCUUCGGAGCAUUUCCAAAGCGCCCAAGCCCUGUACAACUUGGGUUGGAUGCAUGAAAAUGGUGUUGGCCUAACACAGGACUUCCACCUUGCUAAGCGCUACUAUGACCAUGCUCUGGAAACCAAUGAUGAGGCGUACCUACCAGUCACUAUCAGCCUCUUAAGAUUGCGGAUGCGAAGUGCCUGGAAUACUUUUACAAACGGAGACAUCAAUUCCAUUCGUGACGAGCCUUCCACAAAGAAGGAUUGGUCUCUCAGCGAGUGGAUAGCCAACUUCCUCUCAGAUGACCGUUUCCAGUACGACGAUGGUGGUUACGAUGACUUGUACGAGGACGGCAUUGUCGGCUCGGAUGGUCAGCCAUUCGAUGAGGAUGAUAUUGAGGGCGUCAUUGACAGUCUCAUUAUUCUCUCCGUAGCAGCAGCGAUCGUGGCCCUCGUCUGGUACCGAAAUGCCAGACAGCAAGCACAUAGACAAGCGGAAGACAACGCAGCGAGGGCGGGAGGCAGGCCACCGGUGCCUCAGCCGGGAGCGGUGCCGCAGCCUGGAUUGCAGCCAUUCCAGCCGCUGGGGGCUGGUGGGAUAGGCCACUAA
Messenger RNA from Truncatella angustata, 2517 nucleotides. RefSeq lists its product as uncharacterized. Gene Ontology annotation, biological process: ERAD pathway. NCBI's taxonomy places the organism in Eukaryota, Fungi, Ascomycota, Sordariomycetes, Amphisphaeriales, Sporocadaceae. Gene Ontology annotation, molecular function: protein binding. The coding region runs from base 1 to 2517 and encodes 838 amino acids. Gene Ontology annotation, cellular component: endoplasmic reticulum membrane. The transcript is spliced from 3 exons. The record is from RefSeq and is a predicted model, not a curated record.